UUGGUCGGGGGCAGGGCUGCCUGCCUGUCUGUGUGGGUCAGGGGGGAGGCCGCAGUCGGAGCAGAGGGGGCUGGUGCAGCGGCGCCGGGGACCCCGACCAGCCGGGAGAGCGGUGGGGCUGGGGGCCGAGCCUGCGCUGGAGGCCCGGCCAGCCACCUGGGGCCUGGGGCAGCCCGGUGGGGCUGGACCCCUUCUCCCCCAGCCACCAUGAUGUGGUCUAACUUUUUCAUCCAGGAGGAGGAGAGACGCCGGGCUGACGCAGCGCGGAGGAGAGCCCAAAGGCCCGGCCUGGCCCGGGAGCGCCGCGGCCCAAUCAAGCUGGCCCUGCUGCUGGCCGGCAUGGGCACGGCCCUGGCGGUGCUGGCCGUGGGCACCGAGUUCUGGGUGGAGCUGGGCACCAAACGGGGCAACGGCACGAGUGGCGUGUGUGAAGCUGCCCACCUCGGGCUGUGGCGAGUGUGUGCCAAGAGGCUCUGGCUGGAGGACCUGCCCCCCAACAGGGAGACCUGUGGCCCUGCUGAGUUACCUGGAGAGGCAAACUGCUCUUACUUCAGAUUCUUCACCACGGGGGAGAACAACCGGAUCCUGCAGAGGACAACGAAAAAAGAGCUGGGAGUAGCUGCAGCCAUCACUGCCACUCUGGCCCUGGCUAUCACGGUCCUAGGCUGCAUCUGUGUCAUCAUGGUCCUCAGCAAAGGCGCCGAGUUCCUGCUCACGCACGCGGCCGUCUGCUUCAGCCUCUCAGGACUUUUGUUGCUGGUGAGCCUCGGGCUGUUCCGCCAGGGGGUCCGGGAGCUGCUGGCCAGGACCGGGCCAGGCCCCGUCCCUUGGCUGGGGUACGAGUAUUCCUGGUCAGUGGCCUGCGCCCUCGCAGCUGCUGCCCUGCUGCUCCUGGGGGGCGGCUCCUUCCUGCUACUGGCUCUGCCCUCAAGCACCUGGGGGAUGUGCUGCCGUCAGCAUCCCGGGGAUCGAGGGGCUGGAGGUGCGGGAGCCACCUAACGGCCAGUUCCCUUCCACCAUGGGCAGGUUUCUUUGGGUCCCCCAGAGAUCCCUCUGACCCCCUGCCCGGCCUCAUGCCACGGAGCUGCUCAGAGAUCUCCCCAACCGCAGAGAGUGGGAUCUCCUCGGACCUUACCCAGCCUCAGGGACGGCAUCUCCUCUCCUGGCCCCAUGAGAGGGGCUCCUUUCGGGUGCCAGCUGAUGCCAAGGAAGAGGUCCCGUGGGUACGAGUGAACAACCUCCGGUUCCCGUCUGGGCCUCCAUCGCUUGCUGAGUCACAGAGAGACCUCUUCCUCUCCCCGUGCGUCUCUGGGGAAUAGAUUCCUUCUUCUCCCCUCUCUUUCCCCCUUGGCCACCAGCCCUCCCCCACCCCCGAAUGCAGGGAGUAGAUAGAUCCCUUCCGGCUCCAAGAAGCCCAGGAGUGGCUCCUCCAGCUUCUCCCUGGACCAAAGGAGCGGAUCCCUUGCUACCUCUGCCCAUCCACGGGGAGUCGACCCUUUGCCGGCGCCUCUCUGACAACUUCUCCUCUUCUUCCCUGAUCCCGGAGACCACUGGCUCCCCUCCAAUGGACCAUCCCCCCUCCCUCCCUUUGUAUAUAUGUUGUGCUAAAUCUUGGCGUACGGGGGUGGGUUCUUACAGACGAGGGUCCCUGCGGAGGCAGAUGGGGACCUGAUAGGGGCAGGGAGAAAUCGUAAGGGAUUCUUCUCCUUUGCCAUAAUUUAUUUAUUGGGGAAUAGAAUUUGCUUGGGACACGGGCGAAGUUGUGGACCGGGACUGCUCGGGUUCCACCUUCUACAGCCCAGGAUUAAAGCUGGGGAAUUGAAAUCA
Messenger RNA from Antechinus flavipes (yellow-footed antechinus), 1827 nucleotides. RefSeq names its product calcium voltage-gated channel auxiliary subunit gamma 6 (gene CACNG6). Gene Ontology annotation, molecular function: calcium channel regulator activity. Gene Ontology annotation, biological process: regulation of calcium ion transmembrane transport via high voltage-gated calcium channel; calcium ion transport. Lineage: Eukaryota; Metazoa; Chordata; Mammalia; Dasyuromorphia; Dasyuridae. The coding region runs from base 208 to 999 and encodes 263 amino acids. The transcript has 4 exons. Gene Ontology annotation, cellular component: L-type voltage-gated calcium channel complex; membrane. The record is from RefSeq and is a predicted model, not a curated record.